GUAGAACACAUGAGUCUUGUCCCAUCUAGAGGAGUUGGAGAAACUGGCCCAGGGAGAUACACAUGUAGAAAUGCUGUCCAAGGCCUCCAGCAGCCAAGGAACCCCAAUUAAGGACUCACAAAGCCAUUCUUCAUUGCCACAACAGGAGGGACAAAGUUUAAAAGAGACAGUGCAAGAACCCAUCAAAGUGGAGCAGCCAGAGGAGCCCCUUGAGUGUGGGUUCUGUGGAGAAGAAAUCAGCAACCAAGUGGACAUGGUGGAACACUACAUUGAGUCACAUGGCGUUGAGACAGAUGAAGAUGGCUGCCUCAUGGACUUAGGGAUAGACGUUGAUGUCCGAGUAAAAGACACAAAGAGCCUGCUACAGUUGGCAGAUGGUCGUGUGGAUGACAGUGUUCCAGAGAAAACCGUCCUUAUACGGAAGAAACCAAGGCAGAGCUGGCAAUGCAAGGAGUGUCAACAAGUAUUCCCCAAGCAUUUUGACUUUCUGCGGCAUGUUCGAGAAGUUUGCACAGAGGUGAGCCAGUCCAAUAAGUCCACUGUGUCAAGAGGAGGAAAUUUCAAAUGCCAAGAACCAGGGUGUAGUCACCUGUCUUUCUACCAGGUAAAACUCCUGUUCAAGCACAUGGAAGAGGUUCAUAAAGUUGUCGUCCCGAGGGAAUUCAAAACAUUCAAGAGUCUGGCCAUGUUUUACCAGUGGCUUACCCUGGAGGAGAAGAAGUACAAUGUCCGAUACAUUCGGGACACCACUCGCAUUGAGAAGAAUGAUGUGAAACUUAUACAAAUGGUGUGCCAUAGAUUCCAUACUGCAAAGGUUAGUUUCUCUCUCUCUCUCUCUCUCUCUCUUUCUCUCUUUCUUUCUGGAGUUUUUUUUUUUUUAAGUAAUUAUUCAUACAUAAGCAAGAAUAAAAGGUGUAAGUUUGUAGGCCCUAGCUCAAAAAGAAGAAUUAGAGAAAAAAACUAAACAGUGAGCAUAGUG
This is a messenger RNA of Penaeus monodon (black tiger shrimp), 979 nucleotides long. RefSeq lists its product as uncharacterized. The transcript is spliced from 5 exons. The record is from RefSeq and is a predicted model, not a curated record. Lineage: Eukaryota; Metazoa; Arthropoda; Malacostraca; Decapoda; Penaeidae. Bases 71 to 964 code for a protein of 297 amino acids.